AUGAUUUACAUGGAGUCCGAAUCUCACUACGAAUCUUGGAGUGCUUUGCCCCUCUUUGAUCGUGUUGCGUCUCCCGAUCAUGCCAAGGACUUUGUCUCACUCCCAAUCCCAGGCCCAGUCUCAGUGCCAGAUCUAAACGACUAUGAAUCACCAACUUUCGAAAUCGAUCUUCUAUCAGAAAAUUAUGAUUUCGACAACUUCCCCACAUACUGUCUACCAACGGUGGAUUCAACCAAGACAUUGUUCCCUGAAGAACCACCUUUUUGCUUCGAGGUUGACUUCGUGAACCCAGCCGUCGAGCAUUAUAUCACCACAUCCUCGGGCCUGUUGGACGCAGUGCCAAGCCAGCUUAUCGCCCUCCCCAGCUUCACACGGCCAAGCAAAUGUCCGUUCCCCAGCUGCAAAUCAACCACAAUAUUCGAAAGCGGACGCGACUUUCGGCGGCAUUACCGUCAACAUUUCAAGCGCUUCUUCUGUCGCUACCCAGAGUGUUCUCAAUCAACUCAAGACCUACAGGAAGUGGGCACCAAAGGCUUCGCGACUCGGAAGGACCGUGCUCGCCAUGAGUCCAAACACAAACCAACAGUGCGGUGCCCUUGGCACGACCAGGAAGGACAACAAUGUCUAAGGGUCUUCAGCCGUGUGGAUAACAUGCGGGACCACUACAGGCGGAUACACAAGUGUUGA
This is a messenger RNA of Fusarium venenatum, 687 nucleotides long. Its product is annotated as regulatory protein. Lineage: Eukaryota; Fungi; Ascomycota; Sordariomycetes; Hypocreales; Nectriaceae. The record is from RefSeq and is a predicted model, not a curated record.